AUGAAGGCGGACUCCGACUGGCUCUGAUUUUUAACAGGCCUUUCCAUUCAGGCGGUUGGUUGCCGUUGGUUAUCGAUAUGGCACAGCCGUCAUCCCCAGCGCCCUCCGCUGCAAAAAUGGCGUCACCCACCCGGGUCCGAGCUCUGGCUUUGAUGCUUUUCUUGACUGUCACCGGCUGUUGUGUCACCCCGACAAGUGGCAAGGACGGCGGGUCCGAGGAGACCGUCAUCAUCGGGCUGCGACUGGAGGACACGGACGACAUUUCCUUCAUGGACCGGGGCUACCUGCGGGUUAGUGAGCGCUCCCGGGUGAAGCUGCGGGUUUACGGGCAGAACAUCAACAACGAGACCUGGUCCAAGAUCUCCUUCACGGAGCACGAACGGAGCCGGACGGUGGGGAGCCCGUCGGGGGAGAACCAGAGCCAGGAGGACUCGUCCAGCCUGCACCCGUGCGGCAUCAGGACGUCGGAUAUCAUCAUAUUGCCCAACAUCAUCGUGAGCAGGAAGACCUCCGGGAUCGUGGAGAUCGAGGUCAAGCCUCUGAGGAAGACCGAGAGGAGUAAGUCCUACUACCUGUGCAUCGCCACCGCCACCCCGGCCAGCUCACUGAUGCACGACCCGUGGACGGAGAACACCUGGAUCUACCACGACGGGGACGACACCAAGGUGAUGGUGGUGGAGGAGAAGAAGUUCCUGCUGCCCUUCUGGCUGCAGGUCAUCUUCAUCUCCAUGCUGCUGUGUCUGUCGGGCAUGUUCAGCGGCUUGAACCUGGGGCUGAUGGCUCUGGACCCCAUGGAGCUGCAGAUAGUGCAGAACUGCGGCACUGAGAAGGAGAAGAACUACGCAAAGAAGAUCGAGCCGGUCCGGAGCCAGGGGAACUACCUGCUCUGCUCACUCCUGCUGGGCAACGUGCUGGUGAACACCACGCUGACCAUCCUGCUGGACGACAUCGCAGGGUCCGGGCUGAUCGCCGUGGUCAUGUCCACCAUUGGAAUAGUCAUUUUUGGAGAGAUUGUCCCCCAGGCCAUCUGCUCCAGACACGGCCUGGCAGUCGGGGCCAACACCAUCUUCCUCACCAAGUUCUUCAUGCUGCUCACCUUCCCUGCCUCGUACCCGGUGAGCAAGCUGCUGGACUACCUCCUGGGGCAGGAGAUCGGCACCGUGUACAACCGGGAGAAGCUCCUGGAGAUGCUGCGCGUAACGGACCCGUACAACGACCUGGUGAAGGAGGAGCUGAACAUCAUCCAGGGUGCUCUGGAGCUCAGGACUAAGACGGUGGAGGACGUGAUGACGCCGCUGAGAGAUUGCUUCAUGAUCCCCGGGGACGGCACCCUGGACUUCAACACCAUGUCCGAGAUCAUGAAGAGCGGCUACACACGCAUCCCUGUCUUCGAGGGCGAGAGGUCCAACAUAGUGGAUCUGCUCUUUGUCAAGGACCUGGCCUUUGUGGACCCGGAUGAUUGCACCCCUCUCAAAACCAUCACAAAGUUUUACAGCCACCCGUUGCAUUUUGUCUUCAAUGACACCAAGCUGGACGCCAUGCUGGAGGAGUUUAAAAAAGGAAAAUCCCACCUGGCCAUAGUUCAGAGGGUGAACAAUGAGGGUGAGGGAGACCCUUUCUACGAGGUCCUGGGUAUUGUCACCCUGGAGGACGUUAUUGAAGAAAUCAUCAAGUCGGAGAUCCUGGACGAGACUGACUUGUACACUGACAACAAGACGAAGAAGAAAAUCACCCAUCGGGAAAGGAAGCAGGAUUUCUCGGCCUUCAAGCCUACCGACAAUGAAAUGAAGGUUAAAAUAUCACCUCAGCUUCUGCUGGCUACCCUGCGUUUCCUAGCAACAGAGGUCGAGCCGUUCGCACCGUUGCAAAUGUCAGAAAAGAUUCUGCUGCGUUUGCUGAAGCACCCACUCGUCAUCCAAGAGCUGAAAUACGAUGAGAAGAACAAGCGGGCGGCGGAGCACUACCUCUACCACAGGAACAAGCCCGUGGAUUAUUUCAUCCUCAUACUGCAGGGGAAAGUGGAGGUGGAGGCAGGAAAAGAGGGGAUGAAGUUUGAAGCGGGACCGUUUUCCUUCUAUGGGAUGUUGGCUCUGACAGCCUCGCCAGUGCCUUUGUCCCUGUCUCGUACAUUUGUGGUCAGUAGGGCUGAAUCAUUAGCAGGAUCUCCAGAAAAUAAGUCUCCUCCACGGCCGUUUGGACUCAACCACUCCGACUCUCUGAACAGGAGUGAUCGUAUAGACGCCAUCACACCAACUCUCGGCAGCAGCAACAACCAGCUCAACUCCUUCCUGCAGAUCUACGUACCCGACUACUCAGUCAGAGCGCGCACAGACCUGCAGUAUAUAAAGGUAACGCGGCAACAGUACCAGAACGCCGUAGUGGCGUCACGGAUGGACAAAACACCCCAAUCAACGGACAGCGAGUUCACUAAGAUCGAGCUCACGCUGACGGAGCUCCAUGACGGAGUGGAGACCCCCGCUGUAGUCGUCCUCACCACCACAGCGAGCACCACUAGCACCACCCCGGCUGUGUCCGUAUCCGUGGCCAACGAGACGUCCCACCUGCUCAACCAGCAGCAGAACUGUGUGGGCCUCAGCAGGAGCAACCACAGCGCCCACAACGAGGGACCCAUCUAGCCUCGCCGAGCCCGGUGGAGACCCAGACCCUCCACCCUGUCUCGUGGACACACACGGAGCGGUGGCGUAGACGGAGAUGAGGGAAAGUGGGGAAGCAGAGGCGGGUGGAGUGAGGGUUCUGCUCCAACCAGUAGCCCCCCAGUCAGUCAGUGAGACCCUUUCAUGGAGGGGCAGUGGGGGAGACGGGUGCUGCGUCACCCUGAACGCCCCCACCUGAACGCUGUCAGAAUCCCUGCUGUACUACACCCUCUUACGGAGGGUGCACUUGGACAGUGCCUGUGACUGAGCUUCUAUUUUGGGACACUUUCAUAGCAGUGACUUGGACUAGAGGACAACGGAGUGCAUGCAAACCCUGUCCCUGUC
Anoplopoma fimbria (sablefish) is the source of this 2999-nucleotide messenger RNA. It is a transcript of the gene cnnm2b, whose product is annotated as cyclin and CBS domain divalent metal cation transport mediator 2b. Lineage: Eukaryota; Metazoa; Chordata; Actinopteri; Perciformes; Anoplopomatidae. The record is from RefSeq and is a predicted model, not a curated record. The transcript is spliced from 8 exons. Gene Ontology annotation, molecular function: magnesium ion transmembrane transporter activity. Bases 78 to 2636 code for a protein of 852 amino acids. Gene Ontology annotation, cellular component: plasma membrane. Gene Ontology annotation, biological process: magnesium ion homeostasis; transport.